AUGCCGAAACACGAGGCGUUGACUCCGAAGGCGAUCGGAAAGCGGAUCAAAUCGAAAGGCCUGCAGAAGUUGAAGUGGUUUUGCCAAAUGUGCCAAAAACAGUGUCGCGACGAGAAUGGCUUCAAAUGCCACUCGACGUCGGAAUCACAUCAAAGACAACUCCUCCUCUUCGCCGACAAUCCGCACAAAUAUAUGGACGCCUUCUCUCAGGAGUUCCUCAAAGACUUCCUCCAUCUGCUGAAGACUCGGUUCAGCACUCGUCGAGUGUUCGCGAAUCAGGUCUAUCAGGAGUACAUCAAAGAGAGGGAUCACUUGCAUAUGAACGCCACGCGUUGGGUCACUCUCUCCGGGCUCGUCAAGUGGAUGGGCCGGAAGGGCAUCUGUCACGUGGACAACACCGAGAAGGGAUGGUUCAUCACUUACAUCGACAGAGACCCCGAGAAAGUGAUGAAACAGAAGAAUCUGUUGCGACGGCAGAGGACUGAGAAGGACUACGAGGAGAGGUGUCAGCAGAAUAUCGCCGAUCAGAUCGAAAGAGGCAAACAAUUGGAGACCAAUAGUAGCGGUCAUAAUAGGGAUGACGACAACACCGCCGCUGAAGACAACGAUCUCAAGGCUAAGGAGUUUAAGAAGGAAAGCGAAGAACAGAAGAUAGCGUUUAGUCUUGGUUUAGGCAAAAGUGAGGCCAAAGCGGGCGCCGAGACCUCCGCGUCCACAUCUAGUGCCUCGCAGUCGACGACAAAUGGCUUUAAAAUAGGUUACAAUGAAUUGAAGAAUGCGGACAAAAGCGAUACCAUCUCUGUCUGCAGUUCUAAACGUAAAUUGAAUACUAAAGACUCCCAAAACAAGAAGUCAGCGUUGGAUCAGAUAAUUGAAGAGCAGGAAAAACUGCGCCAAAAGUCGGCAAAACACGACUACUGGCUAUUAAGGGGAAUUGUAGUGAAAAUAGUGACCGACUCUUUGGGCGAGAAGUACUACAAAAGGAAAGGAGUGGUCGAGAAGGUUGAGGACAAGUAUACGUGUGUUUUGCGAGUAUUGGAUACAAACGAUGUCUUAAAAUUGGACCAAAAACACGUCGAGACUGUUAUCCCGCAAAUCGGCCGCAAAGUGCUUGUAUUGAGGGGAUUGUAUCGCGGAUUAGAGGCAACACUUUUAGACGUGAAUUACGACAAGUUUUGCGUCAAAAUACGAAUCGAUUCCGACGUUUCGAAAGGACGUGUUGUGGAAAAGUUGAAAUACGAAGACAUUUCCAAAAUGAAUAACUAG
Medioppia subpectinata is the source of this 1266-nucleotide messenger RNA. The record is from the annotation of a GenBank genome assembly. NCBI's taxonomy places the organism in Eukaryota, Metazoa, Arthropoda, Arachnida, Sarcoptiformes, Oppiidae.